Messenger RNA from Theobroma cacao (cacao), 655 nucleotides. RefSeq names its product putative zinc finger A20 and AN1 domain-containing stress-associated protein 8. NCBI's taxonomy places the organism in Eukaryota, Viridiplantae, Streptophyta, Magnoliopsida, Malvales, Malvaceae. Gene Ontology annotation, molecular function: DNA binding; zinc ion binding. The record is from RefSeq and is a predicted model, not a curated record.
GCAUACUUAAUACAAAUUUACUCAUAUUUAACUUCUUGACUAAAUCCAAAUCUAACAAGGACACGGAAUCAAUAUGUUCGAAGCCUAUAUAUAUAUAUAUAUCUCGUUCGUUCAGAAAUAUUUCACAAGCAAAUAACUGCAAAAACAUAUGCAUUCGACGAGAGUUUAGAGUUUUCUUGUUACCAGCAGACGAAAUUACGGCAUGGAUAACAUUGAUCUUCCUCCGCUAUGUGCAAAGGGUUGCGGCUUCUAUGGUUCGUCGGAAACCAAGAAUUUAUGCUCUAAGUGUUACAAUGAUUUCCUCAAAGAAUUGGUUUCUAAGUCUAAAUCCGAACCGAAAGUUGACACCGCUUUAACUGCACCAUGUCCUUCUGUUCCUGUUGAUUCUUCACUGGCUUCUGCUGCAUCAAAAUUGAAGAACCGGUGUGAAAGCUGCAACAAGAAAGUUGGUUUGAUGGGAUUUUCUUGUCGAUGCGGAAAAGUUUUAUGUGAUGUUCAUCGUUAUCCUCAAGAACAUUUAUGUAACUUUGAUUUCAAGAAAGCUGAUAGAUUGAUUUUGGUUAAAGAAAAUCCCAUUAUCAAAGCUGACAAGCUAGAUUCAAGGAUUUGAAUUUUUUUUUUUGUUACUUUUAAUUGUAAUUUCUCUUACUUGUUG